This is a messenger RNA of Condylostylus longicornis, 1246 nucleotides long. RefSeq names its product protein GUCD1. Bases 155 to 838 code for a protein of 227 amino acids. The transcript is spliced from 7 exons. NCBI's taxonomy places the organism in Eukaryota, Metazoa, Arthropoda, Insecta, Diptera, Dolichopodidae. The record is from RefSeq and is a predicted model, not a curated record.
UAUAGGCGAUCGGCAUUGAUGAAAUGAAAAUUUGUUCUUUUAAGGAAUGGAAAAUCGGAUUAAAAUAAAUCUUUGAAUAUUUUUCUGGGUAUAAUUUUUUUUGGCCAGAUUCAGAAAUUUAUGUAGUGAUUUUUAAUAAUAUUAAAAUUAAGAAAUGGAAGAUUCAAGAUUACCACUUAAUAAGGAAUAUAAAUUGGUCCAUUUCCGCCAAAGAUAUGACUGGGAUUGUGGAAUAUCUUGUAUAUUAAUGGUUGUUAGCGCUUUGUCACGAGAAUACAUAGUUAAUCAUUUUGAUGAAAUUCGUAAAGAAGAAGGUUUCGGUUCCUCAACUUGGACAAUUGAUCUGUGUUAUAUUCUUAAAAGAUUUAAUGUUACUCACAAAUAUUUAACGAAAACUAUAGGAGUGGAUCCAAAAUAUAUUGAACAUAGUUAUUAUACUCCAAUAAUUGAACGUGACCAAGAAAGAGUUAAACUAAGAUUUGAACAGGCAGAAGCUAAAGGUAUUAACGUUGAAAAGAAAACUGUUAAAUUUGAUGCAAUAAUACGACACUUAUCCAAAUAUGGUCCAGUCAUACUUUUAACUAAUGCAGCGCUUUUAACUUGCGAUAACUGUAAAAGAAAGGAUGAGCAAAAGCAAAGCCCAUCAAGAUACUUGGGGCAUUAUGUCGUAAUAUGUGGCUAUGAUUUAAUUAAAAGAAAAGUUUUAUAUAGAAACCCAGCUCAAGAUGAUCAUGUAUGUGUGACUUCUGUGGACGCAAUGGAUAGAGCUCGAAAAGCCUAUGGAACUGAUGAAGAUGUGAUAUUUAUUUACUACAGAAGUAAAUCCUGGAACUUCUAAAAAAAAUAACAAAAAGAUUAACGUAAUCGGAUGUUUUAAAGCUUUUUAUGAAAAUGAAGUACAAAUUACGUGAUAAUAGUGUAUUAUGAGGACAAAAUAUAUUUUAUUAUUCUCGAAAAUUACUUAUUAACAAAUAACACCGCUUUAAGUUACAUUUGUUUACAAGCUAAGCAUAUUGAAUGCAUCGUGAUACAUAAUAUCUACAUUGUAAAUAAAUGAUAAUUUUGGUUUUCUGUUAAUUGGCUUUGAUUUAAAUUUUUAAAUGGAAUCACUUGAGCAAGUGUUUUUAGAGAUCUAGAAAUUUGUAUUGAAGUUAUUAUGUUUACAAAAUGGCAUUACAAAAAGUAAUAUGAAAAAUGUAUCUAUUCAUUUUACUAUAGAUUAUUAAACAAAAAAUUAUAAAAUUGA